This is a messenger RNA of Haliotis rufescens (red abalone), 747 nucleotides long. RefSeq names its product vicilin-like seed storage protein At2g18540. NCBI's taxonomy places the organism in Eukaryota, Metazoa, Mollusca, Gastropoda, Lepetellida, Haliotidae. The record is from RefSeq and is a predicted model, not a curated record. Bases 1 to 747 code for a protein of 248 amino acids. The transcript has 4 exons.
AUGAGGAAGAAGAAGAAGAAGAAGAAGGAGGAAAAGAAGAGAAGUAGGGGGAGAAGAAAGACGAAGGAGAAGCAGAAGAAAAGGCAGAAGCAGAAGAAAAAGGCAGAAGCAGAAGAAAAGGCAGAAGCAGAAGAAAAAGGCAGAAGUAGAAGAAAAGGCAGAAGUAGAAGAAAAGGCAGAAGUAGAAGAAAAAGGCAGAAGCAGAAGAAAAGGCAGAAGCAGAAGAAAAGGCAGAAGCAGAAGCAGAAGAAAAGGCAGAAGCAGAAGAAGCAGAAGAAAAAGGCAGAAGUAGAAGAAAAGGCAGAAGUAGAAGAAAAGGCAGAAAAGGCAGAAGUAGAAGAAAAGGCAGAAGUAGAAGAAGCAGAAGAAAAAGGCAGAAGUAGAAGAAAAGGCAGAAGCAGAAGAAAAAGGCAGAAGCAGAAGAAAAGGCAGAAGCAGAAGAAAAGGCAGAAGCAGAAGCAGAAGAAGCAGAAGAAAAGGGCAGAAGUAGAAGAAAAGGCAGAAGCAGAAGAAAAAGGCAGAAGUAGAAGAAAAGGCAGAAGCAGAAGAAAAAGGCAGAAGAAGAAGAGGACGAAGAAGCAGACGAAGGAGAAGAAGGAGGAGGGGGAGAAGCAGAAGAAAAAGAAGCAGACGAAGAAGAAGAAGAAAUAUAAUUCAUUCUUGUGUGGAUCGUCUACUCGUGUUGAUACAACACGAGGUGCAUCUGAAAUAUACUGGGCAGCCAUGUCUACUAUUCCACUAUUCUAA